Juglans regia (Persian walnut) is the source of this 531-nucleotide messenger RNA. RefSeq names its product protein GLUTAMINE DUMPER 2-like. NCBI's taxonomy places the organism in Eukaryota, Viridiplantae, Streptophyta, Magnoliopsida, Fagales, Juglandaceae. The transcript has a single exon. The coding region runs from base 1 to 531 and encodes 176 amino acids. Gene Ontology annotation, biological process: regulation of amino acid export. The record is from RefSeq and is a predicted model, not a curated record.
AUGAGAAGCAUUACCAGCACAAGCGCAGCAACAAAGGCUUCUCCAUCAAUGUCACCAGCACCAUCUCUGUGGCACUCUCCUGUGCCGUACCUCUUCGGAGGGCUGGCGGCGAUGCUGGGUCUGAUAGCAUUAGCUUUAUUGAUCUUGGCUUGCUCUUACUGGAGGCUCACCGGGCAACUGGAUGAGAGAGAAAGGCGAAGCGAGAAGGAUUUGGAGAGCGGCGACGAAGGAAAAGAUGCGAGGGAUUCCGAGUGUAAGGUGCCAAAGGUUUACGAGGACAAGAUCUUGGUGAUCAUGGCUGGCGAUGAGAAGCCCACGUUCUUGGCCACCCCUAUGCACGCUAAAGCAGCAUCUUGUGGGGAUGGGAAUGUCGAGAAGGGUGAUCAGAAGAAGAAGAAGGGAGACAAAGCAGAGAACUUUGAGACAACGAUAAAGGAAGUGGAUGAUCAAGAUGAAGAUACCAGGAUAGAAGAAAAUAAAGUGAUCUCCAACUCCCAGGAGACCCCAAAAGCCCAAGGUCACAACCAGUGA